Messenger RNA from Clunio marinus, 279 nucleotides. NCBI's taxonomy places the organism in Eukaryota, Metazoa, Arthropoda, Insecta, Diptera, Chironomidae. The record is from the annotation of a GenBank genome assembly.
AUGCUUCCAUUUCCCAAACAAGCUUUCUUUCUAAUUAAAUCUCCAUUAGUUGAACUCCUUUCAUUGCCAAGGUCGUAUAGGGGCCAAAUCUUGGAUGAUGUAUUUAAUUGGGUAGCCUCAGGGCGAGAAGAACACACAAGAAUUGCUUCAAUUGAAGUUUUUUCUUUCUCGUUUAUGUCUGUGAGGGGUGAAUGUAUCGACAAUUGCCAAUUGAAGUUGUUAUACCAAAAAAUAAGAUUUUGUCAUGAAAAAGCCCCGAAGUCAAAUGAUGAAGUUUAG